This is a messenger RNA of Pomacea canaliculata, 4930 nucleotides long. RefSeq lists its product as uncharacterized. The transcript is spliced from 3 exons. Gene Ontology annotation, cellular component: nucleus; cytoplasm. Lineage: Eukaryota; Metazoa; Mollusca; Gastropoda; Architaenioglossa; Ampullariidae. Gene Ontology annotation, biological process: negative regulation of transcription by RNA polymerase II. The record is from RefSeq and is a predicted model, not a curated record. Gene Ontology annotation, molecular function: transcription corepressor activity; transcription factor binding. The coding region runs from base 479 to 1885 and encodes 468 amino acids.
GGAAUAAAAUCAACUCGCUUUGCUACUAAACAAGUUAUUGGACUCUUUUAAUCUUAGCCAGCCACCGACACCUCUUUAUCUCGGCGGUCUUGAAUAAUGGUGCAAGGCCUGCUCCCUGAGUCUCACUGGGUGGAAGUCGUUGAAGCGAAAAGUACGUAAGUUCAUUCAUAGUCCUUGUCGGGCCAGUCAAGGACAGAGGCUGGCCGAGGGAAGGGUCUGGGGGCACGCGUGCGCGCUGUGUACUGUGUGCAUACAGUGCGCGGCCAACUGCUUGUGUUGAUUCUCAACUUGUUCAUUUGAGCUUUGUCGAGCCAUCGAAAGGUGCUGCUAAACUGCUGGCAGUGCGCCUUUGUCUAGCAGAAGAUCACAACAACGAAAAGUUUGCUUCCCCGAGUGCACUUUGUGGAAAUAGUUUGGGCUAGAUUCUACACGACGACUUUGUGGAUAAAAAGAGUCCUCUAACAGCAGCACAACUUUGAUGGAGGUGCUGCACCGUAGUCAGCCAAUCUUCGGUGCUCAGCCGGCCGCUAUGUACCCGCCUACCCUCACCAGAAUGUUCGAUUCUCCUUCGGACGCUUACACCUGCUACUCCUUCGAGACGAGCGCCAGCUCGCGGAGCCCCAGCACCCCCUCCAGAACGCCAUCGCCGGAACAUUUGGGCAAAGCCAUGUCUCCCAUGGAGUCAGCAUCCGUGAUGGGAACCAGUCCCCAUGGCACUACCUUGCAGUCCGUGCUACGAGGUGAGGUGCCGGCCGCCUACUCACAUCUCCUCACGGGUCACCGAGGUCACGGGACCCCCCUCGUCAGCAUCUCACCCGCCUCUUCUCCGCCGUGUUCGGAACUCGAACCCUCUCACUCGCCGUCCAUCUUCGCCACGAACCCAACCACCGUGUUGUCCCCUCCCCCAGAAGACAUGCAGACAGAGCCUAUAGACCUGUCUUUCAAGAGGCCCUCCUCCACCUCUUCGGAUGCAUCCUUCUCGCGGUCGUCCCCAGCCUCCUUUCACCACACGUUUCCCCCGAGCCCCGCCGAAGACAGCCAAGGGCAGCAAAGCGAGUUCUCCUUGCUGAGGAAUCUACUUAGCGUCAGAAAGCCUUGCUCCUCCCACACAACACCUGUGGCCUGCUCAUCCUCCUCCUCAUCAUCUUCUUCCUCGUCAUCGUCUUUAUCAUCGUCCUUGUCAUCGUCCACGUGCGAGCGGAUCUGCGAUUCGCCGUGCUCGGACAGUGGCUCCACGGCCUCUUCCCCUGCCAGGCACCUGUGCGGCGCCACACGAGUAACAUUGGCCAAGAAGAACAUGUUCCCUGUCUCGGCCCGCGUGUCAGACUGGCUGGUCAAGGUCGUUCAGUUCGCCAAGUCCAUCCCAGAGUUCCUGGCGCUGGACCACAAUGACAAGGUGACCCUCAUCCUGAACUCUUGGAGCCGACUGCUGCUGCUGUACAUGGCUGAGAGCAAUUUUCAGUUCGCCGUCACCCCCUUGCAGUCAGAGCCUGAACCCCCAGAGCUGGACGGGGGACCGUCUCCUGACGAACCCACCAUGAAGUCGGUGGAGGGCGUGCAGACCUUUAUCCGGAAGUGCCAGCACAUGGGCGUGGAGAACAAGGAGUACGCCUUCCUACGCAUGCUCGUCUUGUUCAAUUCUGGGUACGUGGGCCUGAACCGCCCUGACGUAGUGGACAGCCUCAACUCUGUCGUGCAGCAGCUGUUGCAGCAGCACGUUCGCGUGUCCCGCCCUGAUGACGUCAUGCACUACUCCCGCCUGCUGAUGUGUCUACCGUCGCUGUACGGCAUCAGUUCCAAGAUGGUUGAACGCCUCUUCUGCCGCCACAUCAACCGCAACACCGACAUGGAGGUUUUGCUCAAGGAGCUCUUGCAGAAUCUCUAGUCAUCGCUUUUGUCAAAGCGUGGAAAAAAACACACCGAACGUCCAGAAAUAACAGACAGUGUGCCCUCAGGCCGUGAUUGACUGCCCUUACAGAGUGGACACUGGUGGCGUUGCUGAGCUGAGGGGUGAGACCUCGCGAGAGGUUGCGAGAAUUGCUGGCAACGAACCAUAAAACUGACAAGAGAUGACCCGAUGUUCAGGGUAACUUGCCCACGGAUCUCAUCUGCAUCGACUGCAUUGCACAGAAUCACGAUUUCAUUUCUGACAAAGGAUACAAUGGUUUAUAUAUGUAUAUAAAACUAUGAAGACACAUGGAGCAGUUUUUUUCUUUGGACAAAUCCGAGUCAUAAUAAUUUCUGCAAGAGGGAAGAAGCUCCCCUUCCCUCUUGUUCGUGGACAGACUGAAUGUGAAUAUGCAUCACUUCCUGUAGCAAAAUGGAUGACGAACAUGUAUGAAUGUACGUGCCAGACUAUUGUUGCUCUGUAAGGACUGACUUGCCAGUGUAUGGCAUCGCUACAUGACACUAACUCGUGAAUCAUGCACCACACACUUCCGGCACCUCCCAGCUUUUUUCAAAAAAAUAUGGAACAGUCGAACAGCUAGUAGAUAAUGUUUAAGUAAAAUUUUGUACCCUGUGUGUGGGCAACAAUUUUAGUGAUGAAACAACCGACUGUGUUGAAGAACCCAAACUACUUUCCUGUAUCCCCCUCAAAAAAAUAUAUACACCCACGUGACAUUCCCAGCCGAAAGGAAUUUGUUUUUACUCUUAUUUCCAACUUUGAAUUGGUUUGGCUACUUUAACUUUUAAUGUACAAGUCGAGAUUCAGACAGGUCUGCUGAGAAACAUCAGAUGUUCUGAUGCAGACGACGGUGAUCACGUCCCGUCCGGCCUGUCUGGUUUGACGCUCAGUAGGUUUUAGAGAAAAAAGUAGAUGACCUGUCAGUUUGAUGCGUGUCGCUGUAAUCACAGAUUAGUAGGACCGUUACCGACCCCUGGGUCGUGCACUUGACCAGUCUGACAGGGGCUGGUGUGGCUGGAGGGGGAAGUGGGGAGGGCAAAGGUUAGCAGGAUACAGAAGAGUUUGAUCCGGAAAGAGUGAUUAGUGUUGAGUGUGUUUUGCUUGUGACAGUUGCUGGUCCAAGUUGCCUUUCAGUGGAGGGUACACGAGGGCGGCACUCACCAUCUGAGAUUCUUGCGAUGGGCGAGAGAAAACAUGCCAAGUGCUUUAUGUGUGCGUUUGAGAGGGGAGGAUCGAUAGGGGGAACAAACUUAAGAUACGUAGUUGAGUGCCGGUGAGACCCCUGCCACGGUUGUAAUUUAAGACGUGCGACUAGGCACCAACAAGCUAGCAUUUUUUGAGUAGCAUGUUAUAAAAUCAUUUAAAAAAUCGGAGGGGCAGGUAGCAUAUACACGUAUCCCGCACCAUCUCCCCCACCUUUCUGUUUAUACAGACCUUCCGCUUAAAUCUUUUGAGCCGUCGCAUGUAUUUAUUGUUUUGCCACUUAAACCAUGCAGUCGUCAAGAGGAUGUGUGUGUGUGGCCAAGGUGGAGGGCUGCGAGAGUUGCCUGCCCAUUAUCACCAAGUCUCGCCCACUUCCCGCACGCUCCACGAGCGCGAACUGUCUUGUGUAUAUAUAGUCUGUCAUCUCAUAAUAUGCAUUUAUUUAUUAUUUAUUUAUUUUUCAAAAACCAUGUAAAUCUAGCGGACCAAACUCCGAUGUGGGUGUUGUUCAUGCAGACUUUCUCGUCGCUGUGUACAGGGGCUUUGGGGUGUAGAGGACAGUGGGGGGUAAAGCAAUGCCAGCUGCACCAGCUGUUGUGAAGAUAAAGAGGAAAGAGAGUAGAAAUACAAUGAUGAGCAAAGCACUUACAAGCGGCCGUCGUGUGUAAUAUGUAAACAUCGAACGAAGAUGUGGGAUUCGUAAGUCUUUUAAAACAAAUUGUGGGGUGGGGCAGGCAAAGGGGAUAAGUGUAAAUCCAAACCAGCUGAUGCGCUGACCUCCAUUGGUGUGCCAGCUGCAGACAUGUAAGAGCCUCUUGCCUCCAGCGUCACUUCCUGGUUGGCCUGCGAAAUUUCAAAACGAUAAAGAAGAAAAUCGAACUGCUUUGCCGUCCGGACCACCCUUUAGCUUCCUUAGAAAAUAUAUACAUCCCUUCCGGACCACCACCCUAAAUAAUAAAAAAAAUCCCCAUCGCUUAUUUAAAAACUGAUUCUGCUGGCUCAGUGACGUCACGUAAAAACUACCCACGUGCCCCUCACGCACACACAUACCGACAUGCAAGCGUGCGCAAACGCAGGUGUAUUCUCAUUUUUAUGACAUAUUUGGACGUUCUCAACGUUUGAUACUGACAGCAACUUGCCGUUAAAAAAAAAGAGAGAAGAAAACGGCGAGCUGGUAUUGCAGUAUAAACAAUAGUGUUGCUUUAGUAUUCAGAGCGAAAGUGUGUCUGCGCGCGUGUGGCCUCACAAAGUACAUACGAUUGUUCUCAAACUCCACUUCAAAACUGCCACCAUUAUUAUAAUCUAUGGCUUUCAACAUUCGAAGCAUAUUGUGAUGAUCAUAACUACAAAUUAUGCAUCAAAAUUUAUCAGAGUACUUGUAUGCACAUCUAGACAACCUAACUUAUUUCAGUUUUUUGGUUUUGUUUUGUUCCUUUGGUAUGUGGUGGUCGAAUGUUGCUGAUGCUAUCGUCGCGGAAGUUGAAAUAAUAUUCAUACUGUUGGACGUGAGAAAUGAAAUGAAUAGCAUGUUCAUCGAGUUUACUUAUUUUCAAUAUUUCUUUUGCUCUCAACCUGGAGGAGUUCUGUUGUGAAAAGAUCUGUCAGAAGAACGGCUUGCUGUGGUCGAGCCUCACUCGGGGCCGACUUUGCUUUCAAGCACUGGAAGAUGCUAGAUGUCACGUGACCAGCAGACACUUUAUAUACAUAUUGUGUGCAUAUAUGCAGUGUUUGUGUGCCCGAGCGCUGCGUGUCAGAUCUAAGUGUUUCGUAGACAACUAAGCAGGAAUAAUUUAUUGGUGAAUAAAUUAAUUAAAUGUGAAA